GCAACAAGAAAAGUGCAAAAUGGCGACCCUGGACGAUAGUCCGUCGCUAUUUGCUGGCCAAGCAUGGGGCAACUGGGCCGAUAAUGUGCCUUUCUCGCCAGAAAGUGGUGAUGAGAGCUCCAAAAACAGUGACGAUGACACUGACCAUAGUAUGAAGCUCAACAGAGAAGAUAUGGGCCUUUUUGGAGAAUGUCCAUCUCAAGAUGAAUUCUACCUUGUUGUCUGUGAAAAGUGUGACAAAGUUGUCAAACCUAAAGCAUUCAAACACCACCUGCGAAAUAGGCAUGGGGAAUGUGUAAUUCCAACCACCACUCAGCUGUUGAUCCAAAGGUCGUCCCAUUCCACAUCAAAACUCUCGGCCACCACUCCAUCUCCAACAAAGUCAUCAUCUGCAUUCAAAUUAGGAGCUUCAGUGCCAACAAAGGCUAGUGUCAAAGAAGUUCCUCCUGCAAUCAGCAAUGCACAGAAAAUGGGAGCAGUUCUGAAUGCCAAACUUAAAAAGAACCACACAAUGCCUGUUGUGAAAAUGGAACGAAUGGACCUGAACAAGUACUCAGGCACUCACAUAGAACCUAGUGGCAAAGCUCCGUUAACAAAUGGGACAUUGAAUAGUCCAAAUGUUAAUAUGCCAGGAAGUUUGACAGGCAAGACUGUGACUAAUAGUCCUGUCAAACCAGUUUCACCUAUCUCACCUGUAUCGCAGGCAAUGACAUUGGCCUCACUAGUCGUGAGUAGUCCGUCUGUGUCAGUGGCUAGUGCCACUUUAACUACUGCCAUGACAACGUGUGUGACAACAACCAUGACCACCUCCACGGCACUGACAUUGGCACCGUUCGUGUCUCCUUCUUCCUCUUCUUUAUCCAAUGACAACAUCUUAGCCACUAAUGCUGGUAACACGUCAGUGCAAAGUGCCAACAGCAGUUUAAAUAGCAGUAGUGGCAGUGACAUCAGUCUGGGAAGUGUGCCGUCGUCUCCGAUACAAACCCCCAGCAAACCCAGCGGUGGCUCUUCUGUGGCCACCGUAAAGACAGGGAGUAGUAAAACAGGAAGCAGUGUUAGUAAAACAUCGAGUGUUAGCAGUAUCAUAAAAUCAGCAAGUACUAGUAGUGUAGCUAAGUCUGGAGGCUUUGGCAGUCACGCUAAAGGCAGUAGUAGUGCUGGAUCUCUAAGUAAGUCUAUCCGUGGCAGUGGUUCAUUCAAGUCUGGUGGCAGCAGUAAUAGCAAUAGUAAUGCUAUCAAGAAGAAGCCAGCCAUACCUAUACACAAACCAGAUAAACUCAUCCCAUGUAAAGAUCGUGAAUUUGAUGCAAACAAACAUUGUGGAGUGGUAUUUGAAGAUUCAGGCAAACCCUGCACACGCUCGCUCACUUGCAAGACGCAUGCACUGUCCCUGAGAAGGAAAGUGCCUGGGAGGAGACAACCAUUUGAUGAGCUGCUGAAGGAACAUCGAGCUGCCAAAGAGGCCUUCCUUAAACAGAGAGCUGAGCAGAAGGCAGCUCAGCUGGCAGCAUCCAUGGUGACUGGUGGUGGCAACACUGUCAAACCUGCACAGCCACAUGGUGCCUCACCGUUAGUGCCACUAGACCGAGGUUUGACCUCCAGUAAGGUUGGCCACCAUAGCACUUCGUCUUCAGUGAACACCUCCAAAGAAAGCUCCCUACAAUCACGACUACUUCAAUCUGGAGCCAUGUCUCCACAGAAGAUCUCGAGGCCUGCUGUCGUCAAACCCAACAACAUCUGUCUCUCCAGAUCUAGUGGCUCAGGAAGUCUACAUUCACCAUUAUCAUCUGCCCAUCGUGAUGAAGUAGGGCCUUCAUUAACCCCAGCUCCCGACCCUCACAGCAGGCUUAGUGAUGGGGAGGGGGAUGAAGAGGAUGGAGAAGCUGACAAACCUGACCGGUCAUCUCCCUAUCAUCCACGCCCAGCAGCCACGUGUACAUUUGGUGCCAGACAUCAUACCUUCCACAGUCGAGGCUGUAAUGUGUUCAAUAGACGUGUAGAUGUCCUUCGUGCAGCUUUCCUGAAGGUGUUAGAGCGUCAAAUCAAUCCUCCACCUCCAAAAAAACUUUGUGUGGAGUCAAAUUUACCAAAAGAACCUCAGUUCCUGUCCAAUUCCAAAGAUCCUUAUGAGUUUAACCUAAUUGACAAUGGUAUGGGUAGUGGAGGAACACAGCAUGUAAAUGCUGUGGUGAACUCUACAGUUGUAAACAAAAACAAUGUGAAACCAAAAUCUAAGCCCUCCAGUAGCAGUAGCAGUAGCAGCAGUCGCAGCAAGUCACGGGAGGGUGCGGCAACCACCUCUGGGGGCUCUCGUAGCCCUGCCCACUCAGGAACUUCUACGUCAAGUAGUACUGGGGCAGUGAAACGCAAACGUAGUGGCAGUGGUGGCCCUGCUUCUAGUCCAUGUACCACCUAUAAUAACGUCAUCAGUGGCAACACCAUGACCAUUAAUUCAAGUAUCACCGCGCUCAACAGCCACACUAACAGUAGUCCCCUUACUGCCAUAGCAAUCCCUAGUGUCAAUCUCAACUCCGCCACCCUCAGUCAUUUCAACACCAACCUGGCCGGCAGCAAAAACCAAAAGAACAAUGUGUAUAAGGACUUUGGAAUUGUUGUUCGGAGCAUAGAUCCCUCGGCUCUAGUAAACGGCCCUUAUGUGAUAGGGGGAACAACUGCUCAAAUCAUUGAUGAAAAAAUGCUUCAACAGACUCACAUUAUCUCUGGUGGGAACAAGGCCAAUCCAGCCAAAUUAGUCAACAAUGUUGAAGCACUGCAGAAAAACAAUUUAAUACCUGCCAAUGCUAUCCUUGUUGACAGUGCUAUGCAACCUGGAACAGUGCUAACACCAGUUUCCGUAGGCUCUAUAGGGUCUGUCCCAAGCAAUACAGUCAUAUCUCUAGCCAACAGCUCCAUGUCUCAGGCCCAUCCCAGCCCUUCAACAACUCCAAGCCCGCUCUUCAGAUCGGGUUCUCUCAGUCCACAAGUCUCCUCGCCUUUGCCAAAUGGAAUCACUCCAUCAGUGGCAGAUAAAAACAGCAGUAGUCAUCGACACACCCUGAUCCACCACCAUAAGGGCCCACAGAAGCCCAUGAUGGCCCAGUCCGCCCUGCCUGGGGUGCUUUCCACUGCCCAGGUCAUCACUUCCAACAACAAUCCACAAGUGUGUGCUAGUCAUGUCUUCACACAACUUGCCCAGCUCCAGGUCAAGCCCGGGGCCAAGGCAGGACCCAACAAGGUCACCAUGCAACCGGUGUCCUUGACCUUUCCAUUGACCAACCUGGGAACUGUGACUGGUCAGCAGCCUCAGACGCACACCCUGUUUAUUACGAGCAGUGACGACGGAACGCGACACGAGCUCCAGCACCAGCCAGUAUCUAACUCCCCAUCUAGUCUCAUGUCCUAGCCCCGGCUAGUAGUGUCAGUGCUAAACAGUCACCUCUGUUGUCUUUCACCAAGUCAUGACUGUCUUAUAUGGCCUUACUGUUUUUUGAUAAAUUUCAGAUUCAGACAUCAACUUCAGGCCUAAUUACUUGAUAGAAUCUUGAUAAUCCUUGUGAAGACCUCUGAAGAUUCGACAUUUUACAUAACAGAAUAAUAUGCUUUGAUAGAUUAUUUAGUUAGUAUGUCAAUUAUUGUUUGGACUCUGCAUGUGUGUGUAUGCUAUGAGAUGUUAAAUUAGUAUAAGGUAACUAAAAUUACUCUAAGCUGUUUAAGUGCUAAACAAGAUUUUUAUCUUAGUUUCUGAAAUGUUAUAAUGAGUUUAAAUAUCAAAAUUUGUGAACAAACUUUUUUGCAGAAGUCUAAAAGCAUGCGGUUGUCUAAUUUUGACAAGACAAAUAUAUAUAAAAAUUCCUAAAUAUUCGUUAAUCUUCAACCAAGUCAGAAUAAAAUGGGGACAUCAGACCAUGGCAAACAGAAAACACUACAAGAUGAUCUCAUAAUUAAGUACCAUGAAAUUUAAUGGCAGCAAAUAUUUAGAAAAAAUGCUUCAGCAGCUGUGAAGUUUCAUUCUCGUCAUGGAUACCAAUGCUUACAUAUUUUGUAUAUUGUUUCUCUUCAAGGCCUUUAUGACAGUCAUGAUGGGUACAAUUGUUAAUGACUGUCAUUUCGAUGUAUUUAUACCAUAGAGGUUAAUGCUAGGUUCUGGUUUAAAAGGCAUGAAAAGCAAUGGGUUAUUUUACCAACUUAUUUAUUUAUUGUGAAAAAAAACACUUUUUGCUCACUGGAAAUUACUUAUUGGAUUUUGGAUAUUUUUUGUUAUUUGCACUAUCAGUUUGCUAGUAUGUUCUUGAUAUAAAAAGUCUAAAUUCUGCCUGAAUGUCAUCUGAUAUUCAGUAACACAACUUUGUGAUAUAAUUGAUGAAAUUCAGCUAAACCUCUUGGUUGUUUUGUGCAAUGACUGUUAAAUGAAGGCAAGUCAGCAAAUUUUUGUAGCAUUUCAUAUUAUCUCUAAUAUUUUAAUAUGUAUUGAGAUCAAUAUAUUCAGUAAUUCAUUAUGAAGUAUUUUUGAAACAAAUUAGGUUUUUGGUGCAGAGAACAGCAGUACGAGUUAAAUAACCACCAAGAUUGUGACUGAAGCAGUUUAUUCUCUCUUUCCUUUCUAUUAUCAGUGUAUUUUGUUUUUAAAGAAUUAAAUGAACAGACCAAAGUUAGUAUUGUGAUACAUAAAAAAAUAAGUUUGAAUUCAGGGGGAAAAAUGAUAAUCAGAAGAUCACUGAAUGAAUUUCCAACAUGAUUUUAAAACACUGAUUUAUAACAAUAUUGGAAUACAUUGUAUGCAUCAUUACACUUGCACAACAAAUUCAUAGAGGAGAGGUAUCAAGGCUGAGAUUACAACUCAAAACAUUCUGAUAAUUCAAGAUAAAGAGAACAAGUCUAGGCCACAAUGUAUAAUUCUUUUUGAAAAUAUAAAAGUUAUUUAGCAGUUAGGAAACUGACUAGGUAAAACAUUAAUAUGAUUCCAUUAAAACAAUUUACAAAUAUUUCCGCUAAUUUUAAAAGAAGUUCUUUAUUAUUCAAUGAUUAGUGUUGUCUUUUGGUGAAAAUAAACUAAAUUAGUGUAAUCUUGGAUAGAUAUGUACUAAAUUGAAUUUAGUGAUUGCAGCCUGGGCCAGAUAUGUACUAAAGUACUAAAGUUAUGCAGUCUUUGGCAAAGAUGUACUAAAUUGAAUAAAUUAGUGCAGUUCUGGGCAGAUAUGCAUUAAUUGAAUUAUUAGCACAGUCUUGGCCAGAAAUGUACUAAAUUAGUUCAGUCUUUGGUGGAAAUGUACUAAAUUAGUGACCUACUGGUGGAAAUGUACUGAAUUGAAUUACAUUAUCACUACAUUAUUUCAUUAGUGUUGCUCACAUGAAACUAGUUAGUCUAGUGAUUGGAUUGACAGUUUCUUUUCAUUUUGUUUUGUUUAAUGCCUUAAUGACUGACUACCGUUAUACAAGGUCUGUACGUUUAAGAAAGUUGUCUCCCAUUUACGAGUUAAAAUUUCUCUAAGUUUCAAUUUACUGCUGUGGAAAAAAACACAAGUGAUCCUGUUUCUCCUAAUUAUCUGUGAUAUUGUCAGUAUUUGAAACUAAAAGGAUGCAAUUCUUUUUUUCUUUUCUUCUUUUUUUCAUAUUUCAUAUCAAAAGUUUUCAAGAAAGAAACAAGUAUUUGUAAUCUCAUGUUCUCUAUUGAUGAACACUUGGUUACGUUGUAGCUAACAUCAGUAUUUGAAUAUGGCUACCCUGUAAAUAUUCAUGUAUUUUGAUUAGUGAACAUUUCUGAUGUAUAAUAAUUCUAUUUAUUAUAAUAGAUGGUCUAUUAUGACUUGUACAUUCGAACAGUAAACUUUGUUAUUGUUUAAAAAUCUGUUUUCAUCAGCUCCAUAUUUAUUUGUCUGUUUCAAUAAUACUGAUGCCCUUCUGUAUUUAGUAGAAACGUAAAUAAUAUGAAUUUUGAAUGCCAGUUACCAUUAGCUCUUUAAUUUGUGAACAAUCUGAAGAUGGUAUCUUUUGGCUGUCCUAAUACAUGUAUAUUGUAAGGUAUGCCAAAACUAUUUUGUAUUAUUUUGUUGCGUCCUUAAUCAAGCUUGUGGAAACUUGAUUUCCUUGAAAGUACAGCAUGCUAAAAUACUCGCGAUGUAGUUGUGAUCUCCAAUUCAUACCUAUAUUUUAAGGUUAUUAAUUAAAACAAGAAGUUUAUAAUAUUUAAGAAAAAAAUUAAAUUUGUUGUCAUAUAUGUAGAAAUGUAUGACCGACUGGUCCCCCAUGAGGUAAUAGAAACUUAUACUAGGCCAACAUUAUAACUUUUGUUCAGAAAAUGUGUUCAUUGUUUUCAGUGGUACCAUACCAAAGGCGUUACUGGUACACUAAUAUUUGGUUAAAAUUAAUGUUAUUGAAUAUCUUCCAAUACAUUAAUGUAAAUUACAAUGUGUUUCUGAAGAUAAACAACGAAAUGUUACAUUUCUAGUCAUUAUCUUUCCAAACGAAUGUGUUUGAUAUGUAAUUGUGUAAUGACAUGGAAAACCAGUUUAAUAAUUACACCAACAAACUUUCAGUAUGCACAAAAUAUUCUCAGGUCUGUAGAUCUGUCACAAACAGGAAAUGUAAUUAAUAUGUUAGUUUCUGGCGUUAUUGCCGCUAUUACAAAUAUUACAAUAGGAUAGGAAUGAUCAGACAAUUAAGAUCAGAAUGCUAAAGCCUGUAACUAUCUUCUGAAGUUAAGUGUUUUUUGCCAAUUUUGUUCUGUGAUGUAUAGUAAUGGUAGCUAUCAGAUUCACAUGCUGAUUGAAGAGAUUAUAUUUGAAUGUUUGUAUAUGAAA
Messenger RNA from Pecten maximus, 6797 nucleotides. Its product is annotated as ataxin-7-like protein 1. Lineage: Eukaryota; Metazoa; Mollusca; Bivalvia; Pectinida; Pectinidae. The record is from RefSeq and is a predicted model, not a curated record.